Molecule: messenger RNA, 186 nt
Organism: Dothidotthia symphoricarpi CBS 119687
Lineage: Eukaryota; Fungi; Ascomycota; Dothideomycetes; Pleosporales; Dothidotthiaceae
Exons: 2
Coding region: 1-186 (61 amino acids)
Biological process (GO): protein secretion
Source: RefSeq, a predicted model, not a curated record
AUGGCGUACCAGUACAUCAUCUCUAGAGCCCUCGAUCCCGUCUUCGCCAUCUCGAUUGGCCUUGCAGCUGCCGCGACACGAAUAAACCGCGAGGAGAAGGAAAGGGGGAGGAGCACGGAGGAGAGCUUGCAGGUCCUGAAGAGGAGGUGGGGGAUCGCUUGGGGAACGGAGAACGAGGGGAAGUGA